GGAGGAUCUCUAGAGCUUACAGCCAUGGCUUUGGUAGAGAGAGCUGUGGUUCUGUUCAUAGUGAUGAUAGCUGUUCAGGUUUCAUAUGCAGCGGUAUACAAGGUUGGGGACUCUGCUGGCUGGACUACCCUUAACAAUAUAAACUACAGGAAGUGGGCUGCUCCCAAGAACUUCCAAUUUGGUGACACUAUCAUAUUUGAAUACAAUGCCCAGUUCCAUAAUGUGAUGCGAGUGACGCAUGCCAUGUACAAGUCAUGCAAUGGGUCAUCCCCUAUUGCCACCUUCACCACAGGCAAUGACUCCAUAAAGAUAACCAAUUAUGGUCAUCAUUUCUUCUUCUGUGGCGUCCCUGGCCACUGCCAAGCAGGACAGAAGGUUGAUAUUAACGUGCUCAGGGUUUCUGCAGCGGCACCUACUCCAUCAGCUUUGAACUCUCCUACAGUUCCAGUGGUCAAUGUACCUGCACCUUCUCCUAGCAGUGCUAACUCAUUGAUUGCUCUAAAGGGAGCCUUUGGUAUGAUGGGUUUGACCAUAGCAAUCCUUGCUCUUGCUGUUUCUAGCUAUGCUUAAUAAUACGGAAAAUUUUCUUUGGUUUGUGGGCCUUUUUUAUUUUCUUCUUGUAUUGGAACUGAUCAAGGGAAUUUGUCUUAUUCCCUCCCCUACACUACAUCGUA
This is a messenger RNA of Gastrolobium bilobum, 674 nucleotides long. RefSeq names its product mavicyanin-like. The coding region runs from base 25 to 570 and encodes 181 amino acids. Lineage: Eukaryota; Viridiplantae; Streptophyta; Magnoliopsida; Fabales; Fabaceae. Gene Ontology annotation, cellular component: plasma membrane. Gene Ontology annotation, molecular function: electron transfer activity. The transcript is spliced from 2 exons. The record is from RefSeq and is a predicted model, not a curated record.